AUAUAUAGCUAAGAACACACUUUCCUACCCAAAAACGAUUUAGUACUUGAAAAAAGCUACAAUGCAAACCCUUCUGCUUCCGGCAGGUCGCUCCUCCGUCGCACCACCAGCUCCGCCGUACAGGGAGGCGGUUUCGAAAAUCACACUGUGCAAUUCGCCUCCUACUUUCGUCCGUUUCAACGGCAACCGCGAUUCUCCUCAUUCGUCUCUUUCUUCAUCGGAAUCACUCAAAAGUUUAUCCUCACCUUACUUAAAUCUCAAUUGCCGCCGCGUAAAAACCCUAUCUUCUUCGCCCAUUGCCGCUGCUUACACUUCUCCGAGUGAUGAGUCUGAAAAGGGGAAACUUGCUCAGGUUGCAAAGAGAUUAGAGAAAACUUCGAGAUCUUUCAAGAGAUUGGGGAGUUUCGGAUUUUGGGGACAGCUAGUUUUAACAGUUGUUGCUGCUGUAAUACUUUCAUUCUCUAUAGUUAUUACUGGGAAAAUCACUUCACCUGCUACCUUCUAUGCAACUGCUGGCGGCGUUGCAGCGGCAUUCGUCUCUGUGUUUUGGUCAUUUGGCUACAUUCGGUUAGCGGACAGACUUCGAAAAACAGCCAAUGACCCUUCCAAGGCACCUCCUCGUGCAGAGGUUGUAAGAAGCCUGAAAAACGGUAUAAGCGUAAAUCUAUUGGGCAUGGGUGCUGCUAUACUUGGCAUGCAAGCAACAGUAGGUUUGUUGGUGGCGAAAGCCCUCACUACUUCAGCCACUCCUUAUUACCAGGGCAUCUCUCCUGGGAGCAGUCCUGUUCUUGCAUUGGAUGUCUUCUUGGUCCAGGCAUCUGCAAACACCAUACUUUCGCAUUUUAUAGGGCUGGUGUGCUCGUUGGAGCUAUUGCGUUCGGUUACAUUGCCAACUUCUUCGGAAGGUGUUCCUAUUCCUAGGAUUGCAUGAGGUACUUAGAAAUGGAGCUGUUCGCAACACGUCUGAAUUCGUUUUAAAUUGUACCAAUCGGGGAUCUUGUAUUUUUAUGCAAUUAUUGACUUUGUUUUCAAUGCCAAUUCUGCUUUAGAUUUUGAUCUUAAGUAAGAACUGAUUCGGAA
Erythranthe guttata (spotted monkey flower) is the source of this 1080-nucleotide messenger RNA. It is a transcript of the gene TIC21, whose product is annotated as translocon at inner membrane of chloroplasts 21. The record is from RefSeq and is a predicted model, not a curated record. NCBI's taxonomy places the organism in Eukaryota, Viridiplantae, Streptophyta, Magnoliopsida, Lamiales, Phrymaceae.